Molecule: messenger RNA, 516 nt
Organism: Naumovozyma castellii
Lineage: Eukaryota; Fungi; Ascomycota; Saccharomycetes; Saccharomycetales; Saccharomycetaceae
Gene: EGD2
Product: Egd2p
Exons: 1
Coding region: 1-516 (171 amino acids)
Source: RefSeq, a predicted model, not a curated record
AUGUCCGCCAUCCCAGCCAACUCCAACGUCACCAUCUUGAACAAGAACGAAAAGAAAGCCAGAGAAUUGAUCGGCAAAUUAGGUUUGAAGCAAAUUCCAGGUAUUAUUAGAGUUGCCUUCAGAAAGAAGAACAACGAAAUCAUUGCCAUUGAAAAGCCAGAAGUUUACAGAUCUGCCGGUGGUAACUACGUUGUCUUCGGUGAACCAAAGGUCGAUGACUUCACUCAAAAGCUAGCUGCUGCUCAACAACAAGCUCAAGAUACCGGUAUCUUGCCAAGUGCUUCUGAUGUCGCUACUAAGUCUCCAGAAGACAUCCAAGCUGAUAUGCAAGCUGCUGCUGCCUCUGGUCCAGUUGAAGAAGUUGAAGAAGAAGGUGAAGUUGAUGCUACUGGUUUAUCCGAAGCUGAUAUUGAUUUGGUUAUGCAACAAACUAACACUACCAAGAAUAAGGCUGUUAAGGCUUUGAAGGAUCACAAUGGUGAUAUCGUCAAUGCUAUCAUGUCCUUGUCUAAAUAA